AUGAUCUGUGCGUGCUGUUUGACCUCCGAAGAUUCUUCGGAAGACUCGUAUACCGAGACAGCACCCGCCACUAGUAUUGAAAUUGACGAGAGAACCAAAGAAGGAUCAGAAUACGAAGAGUUAGCGAUGGUGUUCUGCUCUCGUGGUGAAUACGCUGAAGCUAGAGAAUAUUUCGAAAAAGCUCUUGCGAUCAAAAUUGAAAUUGGCGACUCAGAAAGUACAGCUAUGUACUACGUAAAUUUAGGAACUGUGUGCAGGUUCAUUGGAGAAUACGCCGAGGCUAAAGAAUAUUACGAAAAAGCUCUUUCCAUCGCAACUGAAAUUGGCGACAAAGAAGUAGAAGCAUUAUGUUAUCGAAACUUGGGAACUGUGUGCUUUUUCCUUCGUAAAUGUGUCGAGGCUAAAGAACACACUGAAAAAGCGCUUGCGAUUAGAAUUGAAAUUGGCGAUAGAUCGGGUGAAUCAGCAGAUUACGCAAACUUAGGAAUGAUCCAUAAGUCGCUUGAAGAAUAUGUCAGAGCUAAAGUAUGUCUCCAAAAAGCACUUGAAAUCAAAAUUGAAAUUGGCGACCGGAAAGGAGAAGCAACAGAUUGCGGAAAUCUUGGUACUGUGUUCAGCUCACUUGGCGACCAAGUCAAAGCUCAGGAGUACUUUCAGAAAGCACUCACCAUUGUGAUUGAAGUUGGCGACGAAUCAGGAGAAGCAACAGUUUGCGAAAACUUAAGUGCGGUGUUAUGUUUGCUCAGUGAAUACGCCAAGGCGAAGAAAUAUCAAGAAAAAGCACUUGGGAUCAGAAUCAAAAUCGGCGACAGAGACGGUGAAGCGAGGAAUUACAGAACCCUUGGAAUUGUGUGUAGGUCGCUUGGUGAACUCACAAAGGCUAAAGAUUAUCUCGUAAAAGCAAUUGCCAUCAGGGUUGAAACUGGCGAUAGGAGAGGAGAAGCAACAGAUUACGCAAACUUAGCAACGGUGGCUUGGUCGCUCGGCGAAUACGAUAAAGCUAAAGAAAACAUCGAACAAGCACUUGUGAUCAGUACUGAAAUCGGCGACAGAGAAGGGGAGUCAUCAUAUUACGUAUUCUUAGGAACUGCAUGUCGGUCGCGCGGUGAAUACAUCAGCGCUAAAGAAUUUUUCGAGAAAGGGCUUGCCCUAAGCAGGGAAAUUGGAGACAAAAAAGGAGAAGCAACAAAUAGCGGAAACUUAGGAGAUGUAUUUUUUUGGUUGGGUGAGUACGUCAAAGCUAAAGAAUAUCUAGAAAAAUCCCUAGUGAUCAGAAUUGAAACUGGUGACAAAACAGGUGAAGCAUCAGAUUGUGGAAACCUAGGAACGGUGUUUUGGUGGCUGAAGGAUUACGUCAAGGCUAAAGAUUAUCUUUUAAAAUCAGUUGCCAUCAGAAUUGAAACUGGCGACAGAAGAGGAGAAGCAUCAGAUAACAGAAAGUUAGGAACUGUAUGUAGGUCGCUUGGUGAGUACGUCGAGGCUAAAGAAUUUCACGAAAAAGCCCUUUCUAUUAGAACUGAAAUUGGCGACAGAAAUGAAAAGGCAUCUGACUUCAGUGGUAUUGCGGGUGCGUCAAGUAGACACUUUGAGGCCGAAGAAUAUUACGACAAGCCGCUUGCGAUUAAAACUGAAACUAAUGGCAGAGGCGAAGAAGCAUCAGAUUACGAAAGCUUAGGAAAUUUGAAUUGCUUACUAAAUGAAUUUGCCAAGGCUAAAGAAUGUUUCGAAAAAGCCAUUGCGAUCAGAGUUGAAAUCGGUGACAGAGAAGGAGAAGCGUCAAAUUACGGUAACUUAGGAACUGUCUUUGAGACGCUUGGUAACUACGUCAAAGCUAAAGAAUAUCAAGAAAAAGCACUAGCUGUCAUGAUUGAAAUCGGCGACAAAUCAGGCGAAGCAACAGCCUACGGAAAUUUGGCAACAGUGUUGUGGUCAAUAAGUGACUACAAAAUGGCUAAAGAAUAUCAAGAAAAAGCGCUUGCAAUCAGAAUUGAAAUUGGUGACAGAAAGGGAGAAGCAGCGAGUUACGGAAACUUAGGAACAAUUUUCAUUUCGCUCGGUGACCAAGUAAAAGCACAGGAAUAUCUACAAAAAGCUGUUUCCCUUAGAAUUGAAAUCGGUGACAGAGAAGGAGAAGCAACAGAUUACGGAAAUUUAGGAACUAUGUUUCAAUUUCUUGGUGAAUACGACAAGGCUAAAGAGUGCAUGGAAAGAGCACUGGCCAUUAAAAUCAAAAUCAGCGACAGAGCAGGCCAAGGGAUAGAUUACGGAAACUUAGCAACGGUGUACACCUCUCUUGGCGACUACGUCAAAGCACGAGAAUAUCUCCAAAAAGCUCUUGCGAUCAGAAUUGAAAUUGGCGACAGAAAAGGAGAAGCAUCAGAUUACGGAAACUUAGGAACUGUGUUUCAUUCGCUCGGUGAAUACGUGGAGGCGCAAAGAUAUUUAAACAAAGCACUUGCAAUCAGAACUGAUAUUGGAGACAGGAGAGGAGAAGCAUCAGAUUACGGAAACUUAGGAGCUGUGUUUCUUUCGCUCGGUGAAUACGUGAAGGCGCAAAGAUAUUUAAACAAAGCACUUGCAAUCAGAACUGAUAUUGGAGACAGGAAAGGAGAAGCAUCAGAUUACGGAAACUUAGGAACCGUGUUUAACUCGCUUGGUGAUUACGCUAAAGCUAAAGAGUAUUUCCAAAAAGCACUUGCCAUCACAAUUGAAAUUGGCGACAGAUCAGGUGAAGCAACGAGUUACGGAAACCUUGGAACCUUAUUUAACUCGCUCGCUGACAACUUAAAGGCUAAACAAUGUUUCGAAAAAGCAAUAGCAAUCAGCGUAGAAAUUGGUGAUAGAGGAAAAGAAGCAACAUUUUACGGAAAUCUCGGAGCUACUUUUAACUUGAUUGGUGAAAAUUUCAAGGCUAAAGAAUAUAUCCAAAAAGCAAUCGCCAUGAAACUUGAAAUUGGUGACAGAUCAGGUGUAGCAGCAAGUUACGGAAACUUAGCAGUCAUGUUUAGCUCGCUCGGUCAGUACGUCAAGGCUAUAGAAUAUCAAGAAAAAGCACUUGCCAUCAGAAUUGAAAUCGGCGACAGAAAUGGAGAAGCGUUUUCUUACGGAAACUUAGGAACUGUGUUUAGCUCACUUGGAGAACAUGCUAAGGCCAAAGAAUAUCACGAAAAGGCACUUACCAUCAGAACUAAAAUUGGCCACAGAGCAGGUGAAGCAACAGAUUACGGAAACUUAGGAACAGUGUUUCACUCGCUCGGGGAAUACAUUAAGGCCAUAGAAUAUCAAGAGAAAGCACUUGCCAUCAGAAGUGAAAUUGGCGACAGGAAAGGAGAGGCAUUUUGUUACGGAAACUUGGGAACUGUGUACCACUCGCUUGGCGACAUACUCAAAGCACAAGAUUAUUGCAAGAAUGCACUCGCCAUCAGAAUUGAAAUUGGUGACAGAGAAGGGCAAACAGCAGAUUACAUAAAUCUAGGAAACAUUUUUAGAUCGCUCGGUGAUUUUAAAGUUGCGGAAGAAUGUUUGGAAAAGGGAUUGUCCAUAUCCAGAGAUGUUGGAUGUAGUAGAGCUGAGAUGAAAAUUCACCUUGGAUAUGCACUGCUUCAACUUUCCCAAGACAGACUCCAAGAUUCGCUUCUUUCUCUCCACCAAUGUAUUGAAAAAUAUGAAAUGUUGCGUGGGCAUCUUGGAAUGAAUGAUCAGUUUAAAACAUCGAUUUUGGAGGUUAGUGGUGCAAUUCCUUACGCGAUGUUCAGCGUGUUGCUUUCCGUCAACGGAAAUCCUCGCGAUGCGCUUUAUGUUGAAGAGCUUGGGCGAGCGAGAGGCCUGGCAGAAUUGAUGGCAGAAAAGUACUCUGUUGAAACGCACACGUCCGCUGAUCGACAGUCGUGGUCUGGAAUUGAAAACAUUAUGAGAGAAGAAACAAACAGUGCCUGUCUGUACAUUUCCUAUUUUCAAAAUUUUGUGCAUCUGUGGGUCUUGAAAGCAAGUGGAGCCAUUCAUUUCAAAAGAGUAUCAGCCGACAAGGUCUUUCUUCAUUUGGGAUUUGCCGCAGGCUUGACUGUCAGUCAAUUUUUAGUUAAUUCGAGUUUCAGACAGAUUGGUGUUUUGCCAGCUAAAGAUUGCGAAGAUCGAUCUUUGAAUGUCGGUGAGCCACAAUCAAUUUCAUUUAAGCAAGAGAACUCCACAGCAUUGCGACUUAUGGAGGAAGAGGACGAAAAUUUCACAGAAGAAAAUACCAGUUUGUCAUUAUGCUACAAAAUCUUUGUCGCCCCAGUGGUUGACUUACUCGAGGAGCCCGAAGUCAUCAUUGUACCUCACAGAAGCUUAUACAAAGUUCCAUUUGCUGCCCUGAGUGUAGAGGGAACAUAUCUGUCGGAAACUCAUAGAAUCCGUACAAUUCCCUCAUUGACAACACUGAAACUAAUUCAAGACAGUCCGGUGCACUAUCAUAGUCAGACUAAUGCACUGAUUGUGGGUGAUCCCAAAGUUGGCUGGGUCAUGUUCAAGGGAGGUAUUCAGUACAUCACCUCAUUACCUAGUGCAAGGAAAGAAGCAGAGAUGAUUGGACGACUGAUGGGCGUAAAGCCUUUAUUAGGAGAGCAAGCGACGAAGCAGGCGGUAAUCGAGAAGAUAACAUCAGUGAGCCUAAUACAUUUUGCUGCACAUGGCGAUGCUGAAAGAGGAGAAAUCGCCCUUUCCCCAAUUCGUACUCCUGACAGCCCUGAUAUCACCCCACAAGAAGAAGAUUAUCUGUUAACGAUGGCUGAGAUAUCACAAGUUAAAGUUAGAGCUAAACUGGUUGUACUCAGUUGCUGUCACAGUGGAAGUGGACAGAUCAAAGCCGAGGGAAUAAUCGGAAUUGCUCGGGCGUUCUUAGGAUCCGGUGCUCGGUCGGUGUUGGUUGCAUUAUGGGCCAUAUCAGACACAGCAACAGAACAGCUCAUGAAUCGUUUCUAUGAACAUCUUGCUCGUGGAGAUAGCGCCAGUGAAUGUCUUUACCAGGCCAUGAAGUGGAUGAGAAACAACGGCUAUACCAAUGUCUCUGAUUGGGCUCCAUUCAUAUUGAUUGGAGAUGACAUCAUGUUUGAUUUUGGAAAAUUAAGCUUGGAAAAGAAAGAGAACCUCACCAAUGGAGAACAAGAAGGGAAAACAGACCAAGCAAACUAGGAAACUUUCCUGCUGUUUCAAUGACUGAUAUCUCUGUUUCCGUUGAUAAGAUGAACAAAUCUGGCCCCGGUAAUUGUCGAGGUAUACAAACACUGAUGAUGGGUCCCAAUAGGUUGUCCUCUUGUCAAACGAUAAUGAGCUUUGUCAUGAAGUGAUUUUUUUCGUCCAGUUUACCUUAAAGUUCCACAACGAUUCGUCACUAAUCCAGAUUUUUUAGGCUGAUCGAUGUAGUCAAACUUUCAGCUUUACCAGAUCAGAGUAAAGACAUUUAAGAUAAGUUUCCGACUCGAAUUUAACUUUUCAAAAACAAUUUAUAAUUCCAUAGAAUUUUUAAGAAGAGAUUCUUUUUUCAAAGAAACGAGUUUGGGUGUGUUUAGACUAGGAUUCUAUUGGCUUCACAUGGAUGUACAGCCCCUUUUACCCGUUGCAAUUCGUUUCAGUUUGGGUUCAGUGACACUCAAUAAAAGUUUUACAUUUCUGUCA
Molecule: messenger RNA, 5652 nt
Organism: Pocillopora damicornis (cauliflower coral)
Lineage: Eukaryota; Metazoa; Cnidaria; Anthozoa; Scleractinia; Pocilloporidae
Molecular function (GO): protein binding
Source: RefSeq, a predicted model, not a curated record